CCAACAUCGGUCCUUGUUGCUGCUGCCCCUGCUGCACCGCCUCUUCAGGUUGACACUUUAGCUGUCGACUCCUUCUCCGCUAGCAUAGAAGAGCUAUUCAGAGACGUCGGUAGUGACAUCAGCGGCAAUGUGAAUGGGCCUCCACUAGCACCGUAG
Messenger RNA from Ilex paraguariensis (yerba mate), 156 nucleotides. The record is from the annotation of a GenBank genome assembly. NCBI's taxonomy places the organism in Eukaryota, Viridiplantae, Streptophyta, Magnoliopsida, Aquifoliales, Aquifoliaceae.